Molecule: messenger RNA, 852 nt
Organism: Protopolystoma xenopodis
Lineage: Eukaryota; Metazoa; Platyhelminthes; Monogenea; Polystomatidea; Polystomatidae
Source: the annotation of a GenBank genome assembly
AUGAAGGAGUUGACGAAGCAGAUAAACGCUCUCCGGGACGAGCUGAGACGAGUCAGCAUAUCAGACGAUGCUGGUCAGUCUCUGUGCAGCUCGACUACCAAUAGUAUUAUCUGCGGCCCCGUCAACAAGGCAGCAGCACCCAGACGGCGCUCGGCGUUGCCGUCUUUUACGAACCUCCUUGGCAAGACAGAGUUGCCAAGUGUCUUCGCUGCCGGGCCAACAACUCCGCUUCUGUCGUCUCGUGCACGCCGGCUCACGACGCACCAGCCAAUGCAACAAUCAUGGUCGCAAGAGGCAGCUAAACUGGGCCACUUGUCGGACACACCACACUUGGCCGGAGCAACCGUGCCGAGGCCUCGAAAACGCAUGACCAUCAAUGCCAUCAACCAUGACAGCGUCUCCGGCAUGGCUGGGCAUCUCAGUCUGAAAUGGCAUCGAGGACCGACCUCUUCCGUGACAGCUCAGUCUGGACGUGAACCCUGCGAUGGCCCACCUCGUCUGGGUGGACUCAGUGCUUGGAGGACGGAGCGCAAGCGACGUCGAUUUUCCGAGUUCGUAGCCACUCGGCCACGAAGGGUCUGGCAGGCGCGCAAGCCGGCCAAAGUCGUUUGCUCACACACCCAGUCACAAGUCUCUGCGUCUCUAUGCGAUCUGGUACACUCUCGUCUUCAAGAGGAGGACAGUCAGUAUUUGGCUCCUCCGAGUUUGCCUGAACAAAGUACAAACAAACUGCCUCUUAAAAGAAACAGCCGAACGAGAAGUUACGACAUGCUCAACAGGUCUUCACAGAAGAAGCUACGUGCCGACCGAAAAUAUUCUGAUCCAUUAUGCCAAACGAGAGUAAGUUUAUGA